AUGGCUCCAGGCAAAGUACUCCUCACCGGCGCGACCGGCUUCCUCGGCUCCACCAUCCUCAUCGACAUCCUGAAAUCCGGUUACACAGUCAACAUAGCCGUCCGCAGCGAGGACAAGGCCAAGCUGAUCCGAGAAGCUCCCGCCAUCGCCUCGCUCGGCAAGGACUCAGCAUGCAAGUUUUUCAUCGUGCCUGACCUCACAGCAGAGGGAUGCCUGGACGAAGCCACGGCCGGCACGGACUUGGUCAUCCACUGCGCCACCCCCAUGCCGUUCACGGACGGAGACAUGGAGCAGGACGUCAUCAUCCCGGCAGUCAAGUGCACCCUGCGAGCUCUGGAGAGCGCCCAGAAGGCCGGCACGGUGAAGAGGGUAGUGGUGACGUCGUCACUCGGCGCCUUCGCCUCGCCCGAAAUAGUUGGGGGCACGUAUGUCCCGCCCGAGGAGAUAUUCCUCGGCGAGAAGCCCAACGACGACUUCGGGCCACCGUUCUACAGCCCCCUGGUCGGUUACUGCGCGGCCAAGACCGCCGCCCUGAAGCGGUCGCUCGAGUGGAUGGACAAGGCCGUCGCGGAGGGCAGUAUCAGCUUCGACCUGAUCAAUCUCGCGCCGUGCUACAUCUUCGGGAAGGUGCCGCUGGCGAACAACACUAAGGACCUCUACGCGACCAGCAACCAGGUGCUCCUGCGUCUGGUGACGGGCGCGGGCCGGUCGCCGGACGGGAAGCCCGGCCCUGCGACGCUGUGCGGAGGGCUGACCGUUGACGACUUCGUUGAGACCGUGCACAGGAGCCUGGACCUGGAUGGUGUCAAGACGCCGAGCUCAGGGCCCAGCAAACACGUCGUCACGUAUGUGUAUUCGCACAGAUUCGAAUGGAACGACAUCUUCCCGGUCAUUGCGAAAAAGUGGCCCGAGGAGGUGAAGCAGGGAAUUUUGGCAGGGGAAGGUGACUACCCCACAAAGCCGAACAUCAACUUCGCCAUGGACGAGUUCACAAAGACAUAUGGCGGUUUCAGGCUCAAGGGCGUUGAGGCUUUUCUUGACUCGCUGGUCCCCCAGUACCUGGAGCUGCUAGAGAAGGAGAAGGCUGUGUCGGUGUCCGCUUGA
Messenger RNA from Diaporthe citri, 1104 nucleotides. RefSeq lists its product as uncharacterized. The record is from RefSeq and is a predicted model, not a curated record. The transcript has a single exon. The coding region runs from base 1 to 1104 and encodes 367 amino acids. NCBI's taxonomy places the organism in Eukaryota, Fungi, Ascomycota, Sordariomycetes, Diaporthales, Diaporthaceae. Gene Ontology annotation, molecular function: oxidoreductase activity, acting on the CH-OH group of donors, NAD or NADP as acceptor.